AUGAGGAAGAGGAUUCGCACGGAACGAAGCUCGUCUCCGACCCUCGAGUCGCCAGACCCAUCUGCCGACGGCCUCUCCGACUUCACGGCGGCGUGCUUAAAGCGCGCGUGUCGGAGCAGCACGGACGGCCCGAGACCCGCGAGCUCGAAGGCUCUCACCGACGUCUCAUUCAAGCGAUCGCCGUAUUAUCGAAAUACGAAGGGCAUCGGCUCAGGAGGCAAGGGGAACCUGCGGCCACCUAGGCCAUGUCGAACCCCAUCCCCGACAUUAUCCGAACGACCACCUUGGCGUAGUCCUGGGUGCCAGAAUCCUACUUCAUCCUCUUCCUCUCUUCUUCAACCAAGGAGGAGGUCACCUAGCUUUCCCAGGGGACUUCCUUCUCGCCCAAGCAGUCCGAGUCACCGUCGUUUGCCAUCCCCUGUGGCCCUGGAUCCUGCCCAUCAGGAGUUGAUAGGUCGUCGUAUCCGACGGGCACAAAGGGCUCGAUUUUAUCUUCUCCAGCGUACAGGUCCUCACUCCUUCCUUAUUGGAGGGGAUCUUCCUGAACAUAAGUACAAAGUGGUCAUUGGACCUCAGAUGUGCAGCUGUGGACAUGGACCAUAUUGCAUCCACAUCUUGUUUGUCAUGUUACGUGUCUUACAGCUACCAGACUCUGACCCUCGAUUGUUCUCCAAGGAACUGAAAAACUUUGAGGUGGAGUCAUUGUUCACUGCCUAUGAUGAGAGACGCAGCUGUAAAGUGAAAUCCAAGUGUGCGCCAGAUGCAUCUAGUUUUUGUGGUGCAGCCAAAGAAGACAGAACUCAGGAAAAUAAUGUCAUCCAUGAAGAAUCUGUGUCUUCCUCAGCAGCCAACAGGUUGGUUGGUGAUGAUGAAGAAGAGAUCUGUCCCAUAUGCCUCCUGGAAAUGACAGAUGGAGAAGGACUGGUUGCAUGCACCACUGGAUGUCAUAAUCGACUCCAUCAUCACUGCAUUGCCAUAUGGGCCGAGGAGUGCUGUCGGCAAGGAGAGAAGAUUUUAUGUCCCCUGUGCCGUACACCAUGGGGAGACACCCUCAAUCACACAUCACAAGCUCCUGUUAAGUAUCAAGGGGAACUUUCACGAGAUCUGAAAGAGAAGCAGAGCUCCCAGUGUGCAAGUCCAAGCUCUAGUGACUGCUGGAGACGCAGCAGCAAGGCACCUGUGGCCCGGGGGAGACAUGGAACUGCAUCCCCUGUCACUCAAGCCCUUGAAAGGAAUUUCAGGCGUGCAAGUCCCCAUCGCUCUAGGGGAUCCCUUUCUACUGAGAAUCUUAGCUGUAGUAGUGGUGGGAAUGUGGUCAUUCCUUUGGAACACAAGACCAGUGCAAGUCAAUGGGCCAAAGUGUUUGGAACUGAUGUGGUGUCAUGCCUGUUUGCCAAAGACUGGGUGCUGAGGGAGAUGGCACUGCGCCGCCUUAUGCAUGAUGUCGUGCAGGUGCUCUCUUAUGACGUUGGAGCAGAUGCAGAACAGCGGAUGUCUCAGGCAGUCCAUGCCUGUGCCAGCAUUCUUGCUCUCAUGGUGUCAGAUCCUGUGUACAAAGUCUACCUUGCAUGUGUGCGCUGCCUUCGAUCUCUCUUGGCAAACUUGCCUUGGCCACCAGAUGCUGAACCAGGGACACUCCAGGCACUCUUACAGCCUGUCCUCCAGAAUAUUUUGCUCAAAUGUACUGAUGGAAACCAGCGGAUGAGUCAGUUGAGCAUCGAAACAUUGGUGGAGUUUGCAAAGGGGCAACAUGGGGAGCUAGCAGUUGGUUCAGCAGUCCCAGGUUCCCAGUUUCGUACUGCAAGUGGAGCUGGGGGAAUGGAGUUCCUCCUUCAAUGCAUCCUCCAGGACUACAGUCUGCUCAGUGUUUCAUGGCAGUGGAUCCUUGGUCGUCUCUCGGUCUUGGAUCGGUUAAUGAGGGAUUUUCCUGAUCAGUUCUACCUCCGUUAUGUUCCACUUGGCCUGGGGGAGUCAGGCUACAAAUUGGAGAACUACAAUCGUCUCCUCACUACUUUGGAGUUUACAUUCCGUGCGCUAUCUAGCUCUCAUGGCACUGUUGGGAAGGUUGCACGAAGGCUAUUUGUCUUUGGAUCUCAGUUUGCCAUGCCUGAGCCUGCUGUUUAUAAACAGAUUGUUGGCAUGCUGUCCAUGUUGGAGCCUGGCCUUCAAACCUUGCUGCAGAAGCGUAUGAGUGCAAUGUCAGAGCACCAGGGACCAAGAUACUACAGUCAGGAACCAGUGACCCCAACAUCAGGUGUAGGGGGUGUCCAGAGGAAAAUCAGGUCAUCUUCCACUGUCCGAAAAGUCACUUCUCCAUCCCCUCAAAGAGAGAAAUCUUCACCUCCUCGCCCCAAUCACCUUCCUCUUGAUUCAAUUGGUCUUCAUCACAAACGGCAGCAGACCAAAUGGAACCAGACGUUCACACCCAGCAAACCCAACAUGGAGAUCCUAAGCCCAGCCUCAGAAGUGUUGGAUGUGUUCUCCCCUCCACCAGAGGGGAAAGACAUUGCAUUACAAUUCACUGAGGAGGUGGGGCGGUCCAGUCCUGAUGGUGCACCCAUGGUACCUCACACAACUCCAGUGCACGAAGCUCCAUUAAGGUGCUUAGAUGAAGAGUAUCAGCUAGGAAAGUCUGAAGCAGAUUCUGAAGACCUUCCUUUGAUCCCUGCUCUCUUUGAGGCCAGCCUAGUACACCUUCAUGGCAUUGAUUUGGAGGGUGGAAGUGAUGCAGAAAAAGAGUUUGGGGAGUACAAGGAAGGUUGUAAUUGGACAAGAGGACCCUUGCUUGGGACUGGUGCAUUUAGCACAUGCUAUCAGGCCUGGGAUCUCAAGACUGGCUCACUCAUGGCUGUCAAGCAGGUUUCAUUCUGUCGAAAUUCAGACGAAGAGCAAGAGAAAGUGGAGUCAGGAAUCUUGGAAGAGAUUGAGCUUAUGGUUAGCUUGAGUCAUCCCAACAUUGUUCGAUUCCUUGGUGUAACCAAAGAAGGAUGCCAUUUUAAUGUGUUCUCUGAGUGGAUGGCUGGAGGAUCUGUAGCUACCAUGCUGGACAGGUAUGGUGCCUUCUCUGAGCAAGUGAUAAUCCGCUACAUGCAGCAAGUGAUUGCUGGAGUUGUUUUUCUUCACGAGAAUCACAUCCUUCACCGAGACCUCAAAGGUGCAAAUUUGCUCGUGGACAGUACAGGAAGGCGCCUACGAAUAGGAGAUUUUGGAGCAGCAGCCCGCCUGGCAAGCAGGGCAACAAUACCAGGAGAAUUCCAGGGUCAGGUACUUGGAACAGUGGCUUUUAUGGCACCUGAGGUUCUCCGAGGAGAAGAUUACGGUCGAUCGUGCGAUGUUUGGAGCAUUGGAUGCUGCCUCAUAGAGAUGGCCACCCAGAAUCCUCCCUGGGAUGCCAAUAAAGUCUCCAACCACCUUGCUCUCAUGUUCAAAAUUGCAUGCAGCACCAUUCCACCUCCAAUCCCUGAUCAUUUGUCUCUUGAGACACAGAAUUUGGCCCUUCAAUGCCUUGAAGUCAAUGCUGCCUCCCGUCCUUCAGCCAAGCAGCUCCUCUCUCAUCCAGUCUUCCUUGGAACUGUCUCUUAGAAUGGUUCAUAGACUUUAUGCUGAUCCUGUUCCUGGUAGAAUGUAAAAUUGAUUGGUUUUGGUGGUUGGCUGAGAGCUUACUCUUCAGUUGCAUUUUUUGCAACAGUGAAGUUGUUGUGUUGGCAAUUUUAGAUCUAUUGAGACUUUCAAUGGAUUUAGUUUGGUCAUAAGCAUGACUAACUGGUCAAAAGUCUUGUCAAAUUUUUCUAAAUUUUGUGAUUCAGGUAGCAAUAAAUUUUUGCUGAAGAUUUUAGUCCUGAAUUUCGUCAAUUUUUUUAAAGAUUGCAUUGGCCUUAUGGUAGGGAGCAUAGGAUGAGGAUAACUUGCAGUAGCAUGGAUCACAUGGUGACAUGUUGGUGCUUGUAAAGGUUAGUUUUGAGGAACCCAAAUAUUGGGAUAUGUCUGCUAUGCAGGAAAAACUCAUUGAUUCUCUUCUUUUGUUUCUUCAUAUUUGUAUUACUAGCUCUAUGUGAGAGCAACUCUUAUGAGAAUUUUUAUAAUUAUUUUCUACUCUUCAUUCUGCCUUGUAGCAUUUAGCUUUAAGAGUUGAUUUCACAUUAGUUGCCAAUUCUGUCCAUGUGGACAAGAUCUCGAUUCUUCAUGGCUGAAGACUCUUGGGUAGCUGGAAUUCGUCUCUCUUUAUUUUGACACUUUCCUUGUCCAGUUUCUCUGCAUGGGAGUACAAACUAUAGCUUUUUUCUGAAUGUGAAUUUUUUUAUUUGUAUAUUGUUAUCAAUGAAGAUAUUUGUCUUGUGCCAAAGGAAGAUCUGAAGAAAUUUUCCCAGACAGCUUGUUCCUCUGGGAAACAUGAAAUUUCACCAUAUUAAUUUUUUUUGCCUUUUUCUGUGCUAUGUAUCAAAAUUUUUUCAAAACAAGGUUUUUCCAUUCAAACGACGAUUCUUAGCAGUUAUGGAGUUUCCUGUUUUCUUGGAGG
Darwinula stevensoni is the source of this 4516-nucleotide messenger RNA. Lineage: Eukaryota; Metazoa; Arthropoda; Ostracoda; Podocopida; Darwinulidae. The record is from the annotation of a GenBank genome assembly.